AGCGUCACGUCAGUAUUGACAGCUGUACCAUAGGCCACUGGUUACGACAAGUUCUUGACAAUAAGAAGAAACUGUCUUAUGAAACUCGUGUUAAUUUGAUUAAGAAUAAAUCGAGCUGUCAAAUAAUUGAAAAAUUUAAAUUUCGUUAUCCUACCUUGGAUAUUGAAAAAAUUCAUAAAUACCCAUAAAGAAGCUUACGCGGUGUAAUUAUUGAAUAUCAAAAAUCCGUAAUAAAUAUCGACUCUAAAAAUUUUUCAAAAAUUUACUUCUCAAAAACGAGCAUCGGUCGUGACUUACUCCGUAGUUCGACCAGAGUUUUUGAAAUUUUGAAAAAAAAUGCAUAAAUACGUUCCUCAAAUCAAAAUGGAUUAUUCCCAUUUUAAAACGGAUGUUUCAAAAAGAAGGCGAUCAGCCGCUACAAGAGAGCUGACAAAAAUUGCAUAUGCCGCACCCCAUAACGUUAUAUCAUUGGCGGAAGGGAUGCCAAACGAAGAAACUUUCCCAUUCGUCGAGAUGAGAGUGAAGCUUAAUGACGGAUCGUCAUUUGUCUUAGAGGGUGAAGAAUUGGGCGCAGCCCUGCAGUACAUUCCCAGUCAAGGAUAUCCAUUACUUUUACAGGCAAUGAGGGAAUUUCAAAGAAAAGCUCAUUCCCCGCCAUUGUGGGAAAGUCGCGACAUCGUCGUUGUCUCCGGAGGACAAGAUGGACUUAGCAAAGCUCUAGAGGCUAUAAUAGGACCCGGUGAUCCUGUCCUGGUACAGGAUCCCUUUUACCCUGGAGCUGGUGUCGUGAUCGCCCCGCAUCUGGUCGAGCUCAUACCAGUCGUCCAGGAUGAUUUUGGCAUCGAUCCCAUAGGAUUGCGUGAAACUUUGCGAAGUCGUAGAUAUUCUGGAAAAAAAAUGCCAAAGAUAAUGUACAUUAACGCAACGGGUGCAAAUCCUACAGGAACUGUACUAAGUUUGGAAAGGCGUAAAGAAAUUUACAGAAUCGCGUGCGAAUAUAAUUUUCUGAUACUGGACGACGAUCCUUAUCACUUCAUGUACUUCACAGAGGAGGCACCAAAAUCUUUCUUAUCUCUGGAUACGGAAGGACGUGUCAUCCGAUUAGAUUCCUUCUCAAAAGUCCUAAGCAGUGGACUUAGGCUUGGUUUCAUUACUGCAGCUGCACCGCUGGUGGCUAGUAUAGAGCUGCACAUGCAAAGCAGUCAUUUGCACGCACCAACCUUGUCCCAGGUUAUUGCGUACAAGCUCCUUAAGAUUUGGGGAUACGAGAAGAUGAUGGAACAUUUCCGUAGGAUACGAUUGUUCUAUAAGCAGCGAAGGGACUUGAUAGCAGGGUUGGCCAAGAAGCACUUGCAUGGUUUGGCUGAAUUCUCUUUGCCAAGCGCUGGAUUCUUCCUGUGGAUUAAGGUCUGGGGUAUUAAGGACACUUGGAAGAUGGUUAUGCAGCGUGGUGUUACUCAUGGUGUUCUUAUGGCUCCUGGUGCUGCCUUUAUGGCGGAUCCAUCUCAGCCAUGCAACGCCAUCAGGGCGAGUUUUGCUAAAGCUUCAUAUGAAGAAAUGGAUUUGGCUUUAGAAAGGCUCGCGAUACUUAUCAGAGAGGAGCUUGUACUCGGUGAUUCGAUCACUGAUAGUGAAAUAUGAUAUACUGCUUAUCUUCGGCGCUCAUUCUUACGGAUUUUAUCCAGCAUGAAAUGUCGAUUGCAUAGUACAAAUGGAAUUCGUUUAGAAGUUCUCGAAUGAUAAUUCGAAAUCUCCCAAAGAAAGUCUUUACCGUUGUGUGGAGCUGAGCAGAAAAAGCUGUAAUGUUCUACGAAGUUGCGGUCGGUAUACGGAAUGAUCGCAUCAACCGUCGGUAAAGAAAUUUGUUUUAUUUCCGUCGGGCAUUUUAUCGACGGAGCAUAAAGUAUCGGCACUGGAUAGUUCGCAUCUCGUAAGGUAACUGACUCAUUAACAUUUCAUGUUUUUAUUGAAAUUGACCAUUCUUUAAUGUUUUAUCCGUACGACUCUUCAAUCUCACUAUUAUUAUAUCACUUUUAAUUACAAUUUUGUAUUCACCUUACUCGAGCCAGAUAAAAGUUCCUUCUGUUAGACGCGUCUCUAAUUCGCACUGAAAAUUAGUUCGCAAUAUAUUAAUCAACGUGUUAGUAUUAUCACAAGGUCUCACGUAAAUUUUAAUUAUCAUUAAUGCACCUGUGUGCAAAAUCGCAUCGAUGUUACCGUGGACUGACAAUAAGUUCCUUACGAGUCGGUAUAGGUAAUGAGCAAAUGUAGAUGGCAGUACAACUAGCAAUAGUAUGCAUCAACACUGGUGCAACUUCAUUGCCGAUAAUGAUAACAGUAGAAAAACGUUAUUCCAGUACGUUUAAAAAUUCCACUAUUCUUAAUAGUGGAACAGGGUGCAAGGAAUCCUAGGUACAUCAGUUCGUUAGAUUUGUAUACGAUUUUUAUUUAUUUGUAGAAAGUAAUAUUUCAUGUACAAAUGCGUUCACAAGACGAAUGUAAAAAAGGAACUUUUUUUCUAUUACUUUCGUUGGACGUCUCGCAAUGCGUAAUAAGAGAUGUAAGAGAAUAAACUUUACACCUAGUAAAUGGACUGUAUGUAGAUUGUAGUAAAGAUUUGUUUAAGUAAUAACUUAAGCAUAAUUUUAAGCUGAUGCUCUAAAUCUUUUUUUUUUGUAAACCAACUUGCUCUAACGCUAUUGCAAUUAUAUUUGUAUCUUUCCUUAGGCUUUACGGUACUUAAUAAUUUAACAAUUUGUAUAACAUUAUUUUAUUUAUGUUUAUGGUGUGUUUAUUCACGAUCAAUAAACUGUUUUUUAAACAUAACCUCCCGUGAACAAAAAUUCACAAAAUUAUUACUCAAAAACAAAAAAUGACUUCGACAAUUUUAAAUUCCCAUACACGUGAGAGCAUGUGCUUUGCCGAAUUUACCACAAUAUUUUGAGAGCCACCCGGCGUAAUAUCUCAACACACAAAUGGCGAGCACGUUACAAAUGGUUCACUAAAUGCAUGACAGCAUCGUGCUCUGUAUCAUCGUGAACUCGAUUUUCCCUGAAAUACACAUUUUUACGGUAAA
Molecule: messenger RNA, 3076 nt
Organism: Cephus cinctus (wheat stem sawfly)
Lineage: Eukaryota; Metazoa; Arthropoda; Insecta; Hymenoptera; Cephidae
Product: kynurenine/alpha-aminoadipate aminotransferase, mitochondrial
Exons: 8
Coding region: 337-1641 (434 amino acids)
Biological process (GO): biosynthetic process
Molecular function (GO): pyridoxal phosphate binding; L-kynurenine:2-oxoglutarate transaminase activity
Source: RefSeq, a predicted model, not a curated record